Molecule: messenger RNA, 5072 nt
Organism: Pleuronectes platessa (European plaice)
Lineage: Eukaryota; Metazoa; Chordata; Actinopteri; Pleuronectiformes; Pleuronectidae
Exons: 7
Coding region: 40-3756 (1238 amino acids)
Biological process (GO): regulation of cytokine production; regulation of immune system process; negative regulation of transcription by RNA polymerase II
Source: RefSeq, a predicted model, not a curated record
UGUUCGCGCAGAGACUCAACGUACGCAGAAAGGAGGAACAUGGCCGCCGUGCAGCUGCUGCGGGUGUCGGUACAUGAGCGGAUCAGCGCUGCCGCUGAAGACGUUCUGAUGCAGGUGGAGAAAGAUGGAGGAAUGGCUCAAGUCCCGGCACUGAGAGCGAUGCUAACCGAGCGGCUAAUGGCGGCGGCUGAGGAGAUCCUCGCGGUGUUUGAGGAAACCGUGGCAGAGUACGAAGACAGAUACGAAGACCGAGUGGAGCGGACAGGGGAGGAGAUCAGCCGCCAGAGGAGGCUGCUCGAUGCCAUGAUGCAGCCCGUAGUCCGGCUUCACAGAGCAGUGUGUCCUGCAGAUGUCCAGCAACUGAUGGUGAAUAAAGAAGAUGUUACCCCUGAGCAGCAGCAGUGGAGCCCCCUUGUGGUCAAGGAGGACCCAGAGCCCCCCCAUAUUAAAGAAGAACAGGAGGAACCUUGGACCAAUUGGGAUGGACAGCAACUUCAAGGACUGGAAGAGGCUGAUAUGAAGUUCACCUUAACUCCUGUCGCUGUGAAGAGUGAAGAAGAUGAAGGGGAACUUAAAUUGUCAAAGCUUCAUCCGAGUGAGACGAAGGAGUACAGAGGGAACUUAAGGGGCAAUCUAAAGAAAGAGAAACGAUUUAGUUGCUCUGAGUGCGGUAAAAGAUUUAACCAAAAGGGCACUCUAAAUACACACAUGAGGCGUCAUACAGGAGAGAAACCAUUUAGUUGCUCUGAGUGUGGUAAAAGAUUUAACACAAAGGGCAAUCUAAAUACACACAUGAGGCGUCAUACAGGAGAGAAGCCAUUUAGUUGCCCUGAGUGUGGUAAAAGAUUUAACCAAAAGGGCAUUCUAAACACACACAUGAGGCGUCAUACAGGAGAGAAACCAUUUAGUUGCUCUGAGUGUGGUAAAAGAUUUAACACAAAGGGCAAUCUAAAUACACACAUGAGGCGUCAUACAGGAGAGAAGCCAUUUAGUUGCCCUGAGUGUGGUAAAAGAUUUAACCAAAAGAGCAUUCUAAACACACACAUGAGGCGUCAUACAGGAGACAAGCCAUUUAGUUGCUCUGAGUGUGGUGAAAAAUUUAUCCAAAAGGGCAGUCUAAACAUACAUAUGAGGUGUCAUACAGGAGAGACACCAUUUAGUUGCCCUGAGUGUGGUACAAGAUUUAACCAAAAGUGCAUUCUAAAAACACAUAUGAGGCUUCAUACAGGAGAGAAGCCAUUUAGUUGCUCUGAGUGUGGUAAAAGAUUUAACACAAAGGGCAAUCUAAAUACUCAUAUGAGGCGUCAUACAGGAGAGAGGCCAUUUAGUUGCUCUGAGUGUGGUGAAAGAUUUAUCCAGAUGAGCAGUCUGAAUACACAUAUAAGGCGUCAUACAGGAGAGAAGCCAUUUAGUUGCUCUGAGUGUGGAUCAAGAUUCAACCAAAAGGGCAGUCUAAACGUGCAUAUGAGGCGUCAUACAGGAGAGAAGCCAUUUAGUUGCUCUGAGUGUGGUAAAAGAUUUAACACAAAGGGCAAUCUAUGUACACACAUGAGGCGUCAUACAGGAGAAAAGCCAUUUAGUUGCUCUGAGUGUGGUGAAAGAUUUAUCCAAAAGAGCAAUCUGAAAUCACAUAUGAGGCGUCAUACAGGAGAGAAACCAUUUAUUGGCUCUGAGUGUGGUAAAACCUUUAACCAAAGCAGCAAUCUAAAUAAACAUAUGAGGAGUCAUACAAGAGAGAAACCGUUAAAUUCCAACAGGGAUCGCUGCUGGCUCGGAACUCGGAGUCUCUGUUUCCUCAGGCUGGCUCUCAUUGUUCUUCUCAGAGACUCGAGGUGCGCAGAAAGGAGGAACAUGUCCGCCAUGCAGCUGCUGCGGGUGUCGGUGGAGAAAGGAGGAGGAAUGGCUCAAGUCCCGGCGCUGCGAGCGAUGCUAACCGAGCGGCUAAUGGCGGCGGCUGAGAUGAUCCUCGCGGGGCUCGAGGAAACCUUGGCAGAGUACGACGACCUAGGGGAGAUCUGUCGCCAGAGGAGGCUGCUCGAUGCAGUGAUGCAGCCCGUAGUCCGGCUGCACAGAGCAGGGUGUCCUGCAGAUGUCCAGCAACUGAUGGUGAAUAAAGAAGAGGUUACCCCUGACCAGCAGCAGUGGAGCCCCUUUCUGGCCAAGGAGGACCCAGAGCCCCCCAACAUUAAAGAAGAACAGGAGGAACCGUGGACCAAUUGGGAUGGACAGCAACUUCAAGGACUGGAAGAGGCUGAUAUCAAUUUCACAUUGACUCCUGUCGCUUCCAACAGGGAUCGCUGCUGGCUCGGAACUCGGAGUCUCUGUUUCCUUCCGCUCGCUCUCUUUGUUCUUCUCAGAGCCUCGAUGUGCGCAGAAAGAAGGAACAUGGCCGCCGUGCAGCUGCUGCGGGAGUCUGUACACGAGCGGAUCAGCGCUGCCGUUGAAGACCUCCUGCUGCAGGUGGAGAAAGGAGGAGGAAAGGCUCAAGUCCCGGCACUGCGAGCGAUGCUAACCGAGCGGCUAAUGGCGGCGGGUGAGGAGAUCCUCGCGGGGCUCGGGGAAACCUUGGCCGAGUACGAAGACCUAGUGGAGCAGUCCGAGCGGGAGAUCUGUCGCCAGAGGAGGCUGCUCGAUUCCGUGAUGCAGCCCGUAGUCCGGCUGCACAGAGCAGUGUGUCCUGCAGACGUCCAGCAACUAAUGGUGAUUAAAGAAGAGGUUACCCCUGAGCAGCAGCAGUGGAGCCCCCUUGUGGUCAAGGAGGACCCAGAGCCCCCCAACAUUAAAGUGGAACAGGAGGAACCGUGGUCCAAUCGGGAUGGACAGCAGCUUCAAGCACUGGAGGAGGCUGAUAUCAAGUUCACAUUGAUUCCUGUCGUUGUGAAGAGUGAGGAAGAUGAAGAGGAACUUAAAUCGUCAAAGCUUCAUCCGACUGAGACGACGGAGAACAGAGGGAACCUAAGGGGCAAUCUAGAGAAAGAGAAACCAUUUAGUUGCUCUGAGUGUGGUAUAAGCUUUCACCAAAAGAGCACUCUAAAAACACAUAUGAGGCGUCAUACAGGAGAGAAGCCAUUUAGUUGCUCUGAGUGUGGUAAAAGAUUUACCACAAAUGGCAGUCUAACUACACAUAUGAGGCUUCAUACAGGAGAGAAGCCAUUUAGUUGCGCCGAGUGUGGUAAAAGAUUUAAUACAAAGGGUUGUCUAACUACACAUAUGAGGCGUCAUACAGGAGAGAAGCCAUUUAGUUGCUCUGAGUGUGGUAAAAGAUUUCGCAAAAGGAGCAAUCUAGUAAUACAUAUGAGGAGUCAUACAGGAGAGAAACCAUUUAGUUGCUCUGAGUGUGGUAAAAGAUUUUACACAAAGGGCCGUCUAACUAAACAUACGAAACUUCAUACAGGAGAGAAACCAUUUCGUUGCGGUGAGUGUGGUGAAAGAUUUAACCAAAAGGACUGUCUAACUACACAUAUAAGGCAUCAUACAGGAGAGAAGCCAUUUAGUUGCUCUGAGUGUGGUAAAAGAUUUUACAGAAAGGGCCAUCUAAAUACACAUAUGAGGAGUCAUACUGGAGAGAAGCCGUUUAGUUGCUCUGAGUGUGGUGAGAUAUUUAGCCAGAAGAGCAAUCUAAAUAGUCAUAUGAGGCGUCAUACAGAAGAGAAUGCAAUUAAUUGCUCUGAGUGUGGUAAAAUAUUUACCAAAAGGAGCAAUCUAAAUAUACAUAUGAGGAGUCAUACAGGAGAGGAACCGUUUAGUUGCUCUUAGUGCGGUAAAGGAUUUAACCUAAGGCGCAUUCUAAAUAAACAUAUGAGGAGUCAUUAGGGUUGCAAAUUCCAGGAAUAUUCAAAGUUGGAAACUUUCCAUGGGAAUUAAUGGAAAAUGUUUGGGUAAUUUAUACUAACUGUAUUUACCUUGUCAUAUGCAAGCAUAAAUAUAAACAUUUUGUUUUGGGCACUUGAUUAUAUGCUUCUACAUCUUUGUUGCAGUCUUAACAUAGGUCUUUGAACAGUAUUUGCAAAUGUACACAGCAUUUCCUUCUACAUUGGCUGGGGUGAAAUGUUUCCACAUAUGAGAGUGCACGUGGCAUUGUUCUGUAGAAUAAGAUGAGAAAAAAGCUUGUAAAUCACACUAAAGCAAUGCCAGAGAUAUAAAUAGUUAGCUAAACAAUUGGAAUCAUUUUUAAAAAUAUUUUACAAUUGAUGGAUAAAUUAAUAGAAAUAGGCUAGAUGAACAGAUAAACUAUCCUCAAUCAGCAUGCUAAUAUAUUUCCCCCAGUAGUAUCAUCAAACUUACCUGACUAUUCCUUUGGCUAAUGCAAUAGUGUAGCCUCAAUAGCCCUGCUGUAGUGUGCGAAUUAUCUGUGCAUGUGAUCGAGGAAUGCACAGUGCAGGGUUGAUAUUCAACUUGCAGCGUGUGCUUCAUUCCAUACAUCUUUAAAAUAGAGUUUUGAAUUAUCUUUCUAUAGGUCAGCAUUAAAUUUGCUGUAACAUUUUCUUUCAAAAAUUCCCAAAAUUCCCACUCUUAACUUCCAUGGAAAGUUUCCAGAAAUUUACCAAAAAUGUUCCACCCCUUUGCAACCCUAGGAGUCAUACAGGAGAUAAAUCGCUUAGCUGCUAUGACUGGUAAAAGAUUUAAGAUUCAGUCCUAUUGCACGAGACAUGAGGAUUCAUAAAGGAGAGAAAUUAUUCAGUUGCAGCCUUUGCAACAAAAGAUUUUUUAGGAUUUAUCAGCAGAUAUUCAUAUUAUACAUAUUCAUAGUUCACUGUUUUAAGUAGACUACAAACAGUUUUUAUGUCCCUAGAAAAUAUAACUCAUUGAAUAACAUCAAAAAAUUUGUGUUUAUAAAUCUUGUUUCAACUGAUUUCUACAUAAUUCAUCUAUUUUCAUAAUGUCCUUCAUGUCAUUUUAAGGUUAAAGUGUCUUCCUUGCACUGUAUGAAUGUGUGUUCUUAACUAGUUCAUAUGAUUAAAUAUGUUAGUUUUAAUACAAUGGUUUCUUGGUUUGUGAGAUUCAAUGACAGUGUGUGUUCUCCUUUAUGUAUUGAAUGUGUUUCCAAGAAUAAAAGUCUGAUAAAAAGAUAA